Messenger RNA from Closterium sp. Naga37s-1, 987 nucleotides. The record is from the annotation of a GenBank genome assembly. NCBI's taxonomy places the organism in Eukaryota, Viridiplantae, Streptophyta, Zygnematophyceae, Desmidiales, Closteriaceae.
AUGGAGUUCGCUCGUACCUCCAUGAUCCAUGCGGCUGCUCCCCAUUUUCUGUGGCUGUUUGCGGUCCGGUACGCUGCGCAUCAGCUCAACAUCUGGCCCCGUGUCUCCUUGCCGGAGACCUCGCCCACACUGCGUUGGGCGAGGAAGGUUGGCGAUUCGUCGGUGUUCCGGGUCUGGGGUUCUCGUGCCUUUGUUCGCGAUACAUCCGCGGACAAGCUCUCCGCCCGUGCUAUCCCCUGCGUCUUCCUUGGCUUUGUCCCUGACGCGCCUGGCUGGCAGUUUUACCACCCCACCUCGCGCCGUGUCUUCCCCUCUCAGGACGUCACGUUUGAUGAGUCGGUUCCCUUCUACCGUCGCUUCCCCUACCGCUCUGCCCCUCCCCCGCCCCCGCCGCUCUUCCUUGCUCCCGGUCCUCCUCCGGUAGACCCCCGCCCGCCCCAGGGCCCUGCUCCCUCGGGUGUGUCUCAGGUAGACCCUCUCCCUGGUACUGCGCCUGUUCAGGUAGCUGUCGGCUCAGGUGCUGCUCCAGGUGCUGCGUCUCGGGGUGCUGUGUCUGGGGGUGCAGAGCCAGGGGGUGCGGAGUCCGAGGGUGCUGGUUCUAGGGGUGCUGGACCUGGGGGUGAGGAGCCUGGGGGUGCUGAACGUGCGGGUGUGGAGAGUGGGGGUGUUGAGCCUGGGGAGGUCCUGCUGGUGCUUCGUCGCGACUAUCUCCGCAGCAGCUGCGUGAGUGGUUUGUUCGGCGCGCACGCCUUCCGAGUGGAGCUACCGGAGCUGGAGGCGCUGAAGACGCUAGAGCUGGAGGUGCUGGGGUUACUGCCUGAGCUGGUGGUAGUGGCGGUACUGCGGCUACUGGUCCUCGAGGUGCUCGUACCAGAGGUGCUGGAACUGCCGGGACUGGUGGUGUUGGGGACGCUUGAGCUGGAGACCCUACGAAGCCUGGAGCUGCUGGAGCUGGAGGCAUUGGCACUGGAGGCGCUGGAGCUGUAG